Molecule: messenger RNA, 1733 nt
Organism: Paramecium octaurelia
Lineage: Eukaryota; Ciliophora; Oligohymenophorea; Peniculida; Parameciidae
Source: the annotation of a GenBank genome assembly
AGAUGAAUUACUUCAAGAUCCCUUUGAUUAAGUUUGGAACAACUAUCAAUCACAUUAGCCUAUAGUAGAUUGUGGAAUCUCCACAAAAAAGCGCUUAAAUAUAAUUAGAAGAUUCGUCAUUCAACAUUUACUCUUGUAAUUUCCCGGAACUUUGUAGGAACAUACUAAUUAAUAAGAACCUGAUUUUGUUAAUUCAAUACGAAGAGUUAAUCGAAUUCGAUGAAAAAUUAUAGAAUAUAUUCAAUUUAAUACAAUUUGCUUAGUAAGCAUUAUCAAUAAUUUAGAGUCAAGAAAGUCUUGUGUUUCAUUGUCUUGGCAGAACCAAUUAAGAAAUGCCAAUGGAAAAUGGAUAUUGUCAAAAAGUAUAUUGACAUAAGCGUCUAAAACUUUAAGUUUUCUAAUUAUACCUAGCCAAACUACAAUUUACAGUCUAUUCAUUCUUAACAAAGCAUUUUUAAUUCACUACACUUUUUCUAAACUACCCCCAAAGAACCAGAUUUUAAUAAAACUAACGAUACAUUAAUGUAAAUUAUCUCUCGAAACAAAAACGAAUUAGAAGUUGCUCUAAUCUAAGGAAUUGCAAUUGUAUCUGAUUUUUGCUACCUUGAGAAUUAAACUGCAAAUAAUAAACCAAUCUAAUUAAUUGAAAUUGAAGGCAAAUAAAAUUAUAUCAAUUCCAAUGAAGAUCAGCAAGUCUUUCGAAUCAAAAUCAAUGAUGAUUCAGAGUUGAAAGAGCAAUGCUUCCUCUCAAAUACUAUAUUUUCUGUUAACAAAUACAAUCCCCAGAUUUUAUUCAACCCUCAAUUUGAUUCAAUUGAAAAACGAUACGAAUUCUAUUAAAAUUAUCGAAAAACUUCAAAUUGGUCUGUUAUUAUUGGUGGCGAGCAAUGUAUAUUUUACAGAAAUAUCUUUAGAUGACAUAAAAAACAUAGAGUUUACUGCAUUGAAUGAUAAUACCUUAAAGUUAACUUUAUCAAGCUCAAAAUUUAUUUGUACUUAAAAGUUUUCAACAAACGAGGGUUUCAAAAUCAAUAGUUAAAUUCUGUAAGUAACUUUAUAUUAACUCUAGAAUAAUUAAUAAAACUACGGAAGAGAUUAUUGUCUUUGGGCUAAUUGAAUCGAAUAACUUUGAAAUCAAGCUCAAUUAAAAUAAAAACCCUAAACAAGAAUUACAAUUGAUGGAGUAGUUCCAUAUUCCAAUCAAUGACGAAGACAUAAUUUAAAAUAUAGCUAGAGGAGAGCUGCUACAAAAAGGAAACCAUAUUGUCAAAUGUAGAAUAUGUUUGGAAAAAUGUUCUGAUACUUUGUUGAUUCCAUGUGGUCACUUCCGUUAUUGCUAUGAUUGCUAGGCUGAGAUUUAAGAAUGUCUAUAUUGCGAAACAAAAAUUUAAACAAGAAAGAAGCUUCAAAUCAAGUUUAUAGAUCAAAAUAAAAAUGAUUUAUUAAAGGAUUUAAUGUGGAAGCAUUAGGAUUUAUUGAAAUGUUCAUUUUAGUAAAAUUUGAAUAUUGAGCAAAAUCUAAAAAUUAAUGCAAUGUAAAAUGAAAUCAAUUUCUCUUAAUAUUAUUGUUAAAAGUGCAAUAAAUCAAAGGGAACUGAAUUUGCCUAUUGCAAUAAAAGUCAUUUAAUUUUAUAUUGUUUAGAAUGCUCAAAAUAAACAAUAAAAUGUGAAUAUAUGAAUUGUAAUGAAAAUAUCAUUUAAGCAGGACAAAUAAAAUUUAGAUUUGAUGAGUGA